Molecule: messenger RNA, 7219 nt
Organism: Bactrocera neohumeralis
Lineage: Eukaryota; Metazoa; Arthropoda; Insecta; Diptera; Tephritidae
Gene: smash
Exons: 13
Coding region: 1307-7081 (1924 amino acids)
Biological process (GO): positive regulation of stress fiber assembly; regulation of focal adhesion assembly
Cellular component (GO): stress fiber
Molecular function (GO): myosin II head/neck binding
Source: RefSeq, a predicted model, not a curated record
UCCGAUUUGAGUUUAGUUUUACGAGAUCUGCUGCCGUUAACGGACGUGUGCGUACAGACUAACGAAGAAUUACCAGAAAUCGUUGUUUUGUGGGCGUAGCGCCGAGAACGAAUUGCACUUGAGUGGCGUAUAUGUUGACCGUGUAUAUAGAUGUGUGUGCGCGCGGAUUAUUUCGUAUACGUUUGUUUUUUACUUUUCACUUCGUCGUCGUUUGAAGUGCAACUUUUCGCUGUAAAUAUUUAGAAUUUGCUUAAAGUAAUUAACAUUUGUUUAUUUGGGCAAGGCAACUUUUUGUUUUUGCCUGGAAAGUGUAAAAGCAAAACGAAAUACAAUAAGUCUCGAAAACUGAAAUACGUACGUAUAAAGUGUACACACUUAAAGUAUCAAUACUAAAGAAAUUGUUAAAUGUUGAAAAUGCCAAUAGGAAAAUAUUGUAUUACUUAGAAAAUCUAUGAAAAGUGAAGAAAUCAACGUGCAAAGUGUUAGUGUUGAAUUUCCUGUUUGAAAUUCUUUGCUUACCUUUUUCUCCCAACAACAACUCGUUAUACGGUAUUCUUAGUUUGCGUUGCCGCUUACAGUGUGUAACUCGCCUAGCCACCGAUUCCAGCGUUUUGAGUCAAAUGAGAAAGACGACGACGCACCGCACCAAAGUUACGGAAGCCCAUUUAACUUGAGCGCUGAAUAAAAGAAACGCAGAUAAACGCUGAAAGUCGAACUUGCAGCGUGCACAAGCAAUGCUGAGUUAAUAAAACCACAACAACAAGACAAUAACUCCAACUGCAGCUGAGCAAAUAACGAAACGUGCAUAACUCAAAGCGACAACAACAAAAACACCACAAGCGUGGGCAAAUCAGUGGAAAUAAUCGAAAAUCUGACACCUCCGGAACUGCGGAGAAAAAUAAGCAGAAAUAAAUUAAAAUCAAAACAAAAUUAUUCAUAAGAAACCACGCGCCAAAGAGGAAGGGGAAAUUAUAACCAAAACAAGACACCCAACAACAACAAACAAGUGAGUCUUUUAUCAACUUUGCAUGAAUGCGAAGAAACGAUAAAAAUACAGUUGAUUGAUUCUGAACGAAAAAUAUCCAUAUCAAUUUGUGGAAUUCAUGUGAGCUUUGCACGCGCGUGAUUUUUACGAUGUUGCACAUACUUGCGCUGGAAAACAAACAACGCAUUUGAAGCCAAAAAUAUAAAAUCAGAAAAGGCGGAAAUCUAAAAAGAAUUUAUUAAGAAAAUCUAUUAUCGCCACAUACACACACACACACACACACUCGCACAGUGCUGAAAACUAUUUUCAGCUGAACUUGAAAUGCCUACAGAAUGUGAGCGCACGAUCGCCAACACGAGCCAGAACGUGCAACAGACGCAGCCACAGCCACAGAGAGAAGAGCAGCAGCAACAACAAGAGUACGCACAAUUGCAAGGAGAUCAUUUGCAAGCAGAAGCAGAGGAAGAAGAAGCGGCAGCACAGCUUGAGUUUUAUGACGACAUGGAGGGCAAAGAGCUAAAUGGCGGCAAGAUGUCCAUCUCCCAGACAUCAACGACGUCCGCAGCGAACGGCCACAGCGGCAGCAAUCAGGCGAAUGGUGUUGGCAAGAAAACGGUAAAUUGCAUAUAUUCCAUAAUAUCGCCGGAUCCCACUUCAUAUGUGACCAAGGCGCGCGUCACACGUCCCACACCGCCGCCACCGUCCUACAACCCGAUGCAAUUUGUACAGAUCAAACCAUGCAAUCUCUACCAAACCGCACAGGAGCAGCUCAAGAAGGCUGAAGAAGUGAAAAAGAUCAAGGAGAUUAAAAAAGAAGAACCCGAGGAUUGGCAAAACAAUUUGGACAAUUGGAAAUCGUCGCGUAGAAAACGUGUCGAACACAUCAUCGAUCGAGUUGUGGAAGUGAAAAAACUCGAAUUGGAAGAACACGACCGGACGCGAAGAAAAUCGAAGACAUUCUCCGAAAUGAUCGAAGAAAGAGGUGAACGUGGUGGACGCGGUCGCGCAAAAUUGGCCUCGUUAGCCGUUUACAAUGAAGACGAAUCGAACGACCUGAGCGACCUUGGCAUUGGCACCAGCAGUGCCAGCGGCAAGAGCAGCCAAUCGGAGGAUUACGACAACAACAGUGUACUGAGUGACAACGCCGAACUCGACAAAGCCAUAUUUGAGAACAACCAAAAACCUAGUGGCAUCCCCGCGCGUGAAUACAUCUCCUCCCCAGGCUACGAUACCUCCUCCAGCACUGCGCCCGGCAGCUCUCCCGAUCCAUGCGAAUACACUUAUGAGGGCGCCAUUCAAGACUAUAAGCAACGCGUCUCGCGCGCCAGCGGCGGCAGUGCUUUAGCCAAUUUUAAGCUCAAUAAUGCCAACACAAAUCCGGCGUUAAUUUCCAAAAACAACUCCUCGAAAGAAAAUACCCCAGACUGCAGCAAUACAGUACCGAGCGAUACUUAUCCCACACGACGCGGCAGUAAAAUUGAGGAUCGCCUAAUCGGCUUCGAAGUUACUUCGCCCAGUGAUAGUCAAGAGGGUUUGGAGAAGAAAGUGGAUGUACCAAAAAUCGAUAUUUCGAAGCGUAAAGAGAUUUUCGAGAAUCAAAAUGCCAAUUCAGAACCAAAGUCGCUGGUGGGUAAUGGUGGCGCUGGCAGCGUAGCUGUGCCACGCGUUACACUGCGCGAUCGCUUCAAGUUGGACGAAAGUGUGUCUAAUAAUAAUGGCGAAGUACACGACUCCACAUUGAAGCGUGAAGUUAAACGCCUAUCAGGCGACAUCACGAGCAUACGAUCGCGUAUGCAAAGCUUAGAGCAACAACAAAAUUUAGUCAAUUCAACGAAUGGCGGCAGCGCCGGUAAGGUACCCAGCGCAAAGUUAGUCGAUAUACCAGUGCCACCAUUGAAGGAUCGUCUGUCUAGUUUACAGAAUGCCGUAACCAAAGAAGAAGUGAAAAAGGCGCCGGUAGCACUUGUCGACGCCCGCCAACUGGAGAUAAUGAAGAACGAGGAGGAAGAGCGUCGCAUGAAACUUAUUGAGAAUGAGAAGAAAGCCGUGCUGGAGGUAAGCAUUAAGGAGGAGGAAGAAGUAGGUGCGCCCGUAUCCCAACCUACGAUGCCACAACAAGUUGUGGUUAAAGUCGAUGCGCCCGAGGAGGAUGUCGAUCGUGACGACAGCGGUAUUCACACCGCCGAUGGCGAAAUCGAAGCCACGGAAAUCUCCGAGCAGGAAGAACAACUAAAUGCGGCUAUUGCAGCGCUGGCACUGGAAGAACAGCAACUAACCGAAGCAGCUAAUGCAGUGAACCAAAUAGAAGCGGAGUUUGCCGAACUGUCCACCAGCGCAGUGAACGCCAUCGCCAGCAGCCUGAACACAGUGUCCACCAAAAAAACAACUAACGAACAGCCAUGCGAAAUGGAAUUUAGUUUAAAUUUGCAUAAUUUAUGCCAGCAAAAGCUUCUGUGCAAUGCCAAAGGUUUAUGUGCAGUAAAGCAAUCUCAAGAAACCGUUAUAUGCCAAAGUUUACAGCGCCUUUCUUCUUUACAUGGGAUGGAUCGCAAACCAAUGAUCAACGAAGCUCUUGAAUUGGCGCUGGAAGCAAUUGACAAAGAGACCACAUUCACCUUAAAUGAUACAGCAACAAUAAAAACGACAACCAAAUCAUCCAACACCAAUGCAAGUAACCGUACAAUAACAACAACAAAACAAGCAACAACAAUAGCGACGGCCACAAUGUCCACAAUGAAUGUAGAAACAACAAUAACAAACAACAACAGCAACAACAAUAAUAAUGAGGGAUUACUAUGUGCAAAGGAUACUUCGAACAAAACCGACGAAGAGAAGGAACGCAAAAGUAAGCAGCAGCAACAACAACAACGUUUUGAUGCAAAUACAAAUGCUAUGAACACUGACAAUGACGAUGAUAAUAACGAUAAUGACGUAAGUGAUGAUGUUGACGGCAGAACGGAGGAGUUGCGCGAGGCGCUCAUCUCGCAAGAACCCAUUUACGAGAAUAUCUCGGCAGCAUCUACGCGACAAGUAGAUGUUGAAGCGAAGCGAAACAUUGCAGCGAGCAUGUUGAAUGACAACAACAACAUAAGCAAUAAUAAUAUUCACAAGCAAAUGAAUCAAAUAAAUAACAACAAUAGUAGUAAUAACGAAUUUCAGAAUUCGUUUGCCAAUAAUUCGCUAAGUAAUGUAUUGACUAACAACAGCAAUAACAAUAGCAGCGGUAGCUUUAGCUCUAGCGAUAACAACAACAAAAGAAAUCUUGACAAUACUUUUAUUGAAAUAACCAACGCUUACGCUAAUGCUACACCUAUCACAGCAGCCGCCGGCAUAAAAGCAACAACAACAACAGCAAGUUUAAUAGAGGCAGCACCAGGCGAUUCACUCAGAGCCAGUGAAAACGCCAGUGCUGCCGCAACAUCAACACAAAUUGCACCAGCAGACGAUUUUCAAAAUAUCACAACAACAACAGCAGCAACAACACAAGAAACUGAAAUAAACUCACCAACAUCAAACUCUGAAAAUUUUUCCACAAUCAGCAAACCCGCAGCAGUUGAUGCGCAAACCUUGACCAACAACGCAACGACGCUGGUAGAACAUGAACCCUACUAUCAGGUGCCCAAAUCAAGCGAGCCGUACUACGAUGCCCCUAAACAUUUACGCCCUGUGCCGCUUUACGAGAAUAUCGAGGUGUUCUACACUGGCUUGGAGAACUCCACAUUAGCUAGUGGUACUGGAGCCGCACUUACUGGCGGCUUCAAGCUGGAACCGCCGAAAGAGAAGCCACCGCCGCCGCCAGUCGAGAGUCCGCCACCUUUUGACGAUGUGGACAGCAUCGAUAACACAGACACGUGGUCAUCGGACAACACCUACGAAACAAUUUCAUCGCGUUUGCCUCAUGUCAGCGGUUUGGCUACCGACCAUCCUUCGCCGCCCAUCAAACGCAUGAACUCGACGAAACGCAUCAAAAAAGAGUUGCGCAAUAAACGUUCGAGUUUCUUGGGCAUUGACACCACAAACUUGGAUGAUGAGGAAACUUAUUUGGAACUGACAGUGGCACCGCCACCAGAUAUGGCGCAGCUGUUGCAGGAAGAACGACGUUUGGAAAAACAAUUGUACCUGAAGGCAGGUUUGUGCGAUAGUUCAGACACAGGUGAGAGUCGCGAUUCGGGCGUUUCUGAGAAUCAUUCACGUCAGAGCAGUGAACAUUACACGAACUCAUCGGAGGAGAACGAUCGACAAAUUGAUACACCACCACAUAGCCUCAAAACCAACGAGCUAAUCUACCAGAAUGAGUCGCUUCUGACGGCCGCACAGACACCACUGUUACAAACAGUAAAGGGCAACUCAGCCGAAUCAUGGACUGAGUCCGCCACUGUUGCUGCUGCCGCCACAAAGUCACUGACAGAGGCCACCGCCACCGCCAAUGCCAAAAUGCUCUCCAUCGAGGAGAAAAUACGGGAACAAGAAGAAGUUCUGCGUGUAGAACGCGAGCUGCUGCAGCUGGAACAGGAAGAGUUGAAGCGCCAGCGCGAGAACUUGAUGCUGCGUGAAAAUAUGGCACGUCGUGAGCUGCAACAUGGCGCCAAAAUGCUAAUGUCCGCCAAUCGGCGUUCACUACAAGACCUAAAUGGCGUGAGUAUGUCGCUCGCCGGUGGUCUGCCAAUUCCGAAUGGCGGCCCGACUGUAGCCUACCAAACGGCAGUGCCUCAAUAUGCCAUUGCCGCGCAUAAUAUGCAACAAACGACACAGCAACAAUUUGGCACACCACUAUUGGCUGCGCAACCAACACAGCAGAUCUAUGCAAAUGUACCAAAUCUAGAACAGCAGUACUAUCAGGUGGACAUUGACUACCGCAAGUCCAUGUCCGACCUGCAAGAGUUCUCCAAACGGCAUACGCUGCCUCCCAUGCCACCAACAAAACCGAUGCGUGCCAUGCAAGUGGCCACUUCAGCCAAUGCGCUGACCGUCAACGGCACCGAGGACUUUAUGGCAUCGCGGCAUGCCUUGAAUGCUCAGGCUUUCGGUGGCUCGCUGGUGAAAAUAGCCACACCAACAGCGGCACCACGUGGUCACUCGGCCUACCCCAACAAUCAUCAAUACCAACACCAAUCAACACAAAAUCUGAGCAACAGCAGCGGCAGCAACAACAGCAUUAGCGGAGUUCAUACCACAAUGCCAGCCAUACCAAAUGGACACGCCGCAUUACCGGGCAACAUGUCGCGAAACACGCUGCAUGCGCUCAGCGCCACACCUAAACCCAAGUACACGGACGGCUGGGUGCAAGUGCAACAACGCAAAUCAUAUGACACGAAUCUAGCCAAUGAUCCAGCUUGGCUUUCGGCGUACCAGCAAAAACGCAAAUCCAUGCCGGAACCUUAUCACGCCUACAAUAACCACUGGCUCGUGCAAGAAGCCGAACAAAGACGCAUCGCAGAGCAGCACCGACGCGGUGGUUCGACGGCCACAACACCGGUACAUCAACAAAAUGGCAGCGCUGUCUGUGGCAUGAAGUCUUCAACGAGCUCCAACAGCAAUGGCAAACCGCUGCCAGAUUCCAUUAUACAAACGCUAACGGAGCGUGUGCAGAGCAAGGGUAUCGGUGAACGGAAGAGAUUUGACAACUACAACAACCAAAGUGCUGCUUUGGAGAAGAGUCCGCUUCAUGCGGCCUCCACAUACUUCCAGCACCAGCACCAGCACCAACAGCAGCAGCAGCAGAUGUCCCAAUCUGCAACGCCUACACAUCAACGACUUCUCAGCGGCUCGACGCUGACCGCAAUGCCACCACAAGUCAAUGUGAACGCUUCGCCGGCUCAUCAGCACCCACAGCCGCAGCAGCAGCAACAGGACAAAGUGUUGAGUGUCAGUGGCAAGAAGAAGUGUUCACAUUGUGGUGAUGAAUUAGGACGCGGCGCCGCCAUGAUCAUCGAAUCGCUGCUGCUCUUCUACCACAUCAAUUGCUUCAAGUGUUGCGUGUGUCACGUGCAGCUCGGCGACGGCCUGAACGGAACGGAUGUGCGCGUGCGCAACCACAAAUUACACUGCCAAAAUUGUUACUCCAGCGAUGAUGGCAUCAAAUUCAGCUGCGUCUGAGGGCGUCCAGAGGGACUUAGAGGAGAAUGUGAAAGCUGCUUAGCCGAGUAGUGGAAAUCGUGAAUCGUGAGGUUGGUUCAUGCUUGUAGUGAUCAGCUGCCAUCUUUGUGCGGAGUUGUAGAGAAACACAUACAUACA